AUGAUACGGUUCCAAGUAUGGAAUCUUUUGAUUCUUGCCGCACUUAUAGGGGUUUCUCAUGGGCUUAUUGGUCAAGAUGGCAUGCCUGUCGCUUUAUAUGAACCAAAAGAACUUGAAGUACAAGAAGUUGAUUCAAAAGUAAUGACUUAUGCUUCCGACAAAAAUAGAAUGCCCAUGGUACAAUCAUCUCCAUCUUCAUUUGGCCCCAACAUAAAUGUGAAUCCUGUUUCAAUAUUUUUAAAUAUCUUUUACUAUGGUCAAUACGUGAUGCCUGGGAUUCUUCCUAUUGUAUUUUCCAUUACGAGCUAUGGAAGAUCUUUGCACUGUUUGGUCUCCACCUCAUUUUCGGUAUUUUUUAUCUCGGAAUACCUGAAGACCGGGUUCUAUCCUUUUUUGCCAUUUGCGUUAAACUUUUCCGAUUAUUAUCCUAGGCUCUUUUCUUGUCUUUUUUUGAUGAUUAUGGAGCAUCUUUCUGUAGGUGCCAUUGCUUAUCAUUUUUCGACGAUUGUCUGGCUGCCUGACGGGCCUGCUUGGCGCGAGGCCUAUGGCUUCCACAAAAGAGCCACAUUUUCUACGAUUGAAAUCAUCCUGGGAUGGGAUCCUUCUCCGUAUUAUGCACAUGUUUUUGUUUUCUCCUAUGCUACCUUUAAAUACUUUGGCUAUAUUUCGCUGGAAUACAAGUUUCGCAAAAAUGCCGCCGGUGGGAGGUUUCCCUUCCUCCUAGCUUUGGUUAAGAUGAAAUUUUUGGGACUUAUCAUAUCCAGAGUGAUAACCAUCAUUUCCGGGUUCGUUCUUACGGGCCUGUUCAUCCAAUUUCUUUAUGAUAUCAUCUCGACCAAUGAAAUUAUCCUGUUUUUUUCGAUUUUCUUUCACAUGAACUCCCAAGCUUCAAUCACGGCCACACUAAUAAUUUCAGCAGUCAUGAUUUUGAUUGGACUCGUUUCCCAUCUAAUAUAG
This is a messenger RNA of Mitosporidium daphniae, 957 nucleotides long. RefSeq lists its product as uncharacterized. Bases 1 to 957 code for a protein of 318 amino acids. The transcript has a single exon. NCBI's taxonomy places the organism in Eukaryota, Fungi, Microsporidia. The record is from RefSeq and is a predicted model, not a curated record.